GUAAGAAGAAAUAGAUACGGCUGAUCAAGUACAGUUGGCUAGGGUGUGAUUGACUGGGUACUGAGUGUCAUGUGCUGCCUGGGUCGUUUACAGUAAAUCAAUGUCCUGGCUUUCAGUGGGUCAGUCUCUUGCCCCCUCCUCCCUGCUCACUUUGAACCUCACAUGGUGCUAGUAACAUUUCCCUUGGCCUUAUAAAGGAACCACCGGAGCUCACUACAGCCAGACUUUGGACGCAGGAGAUCAGGGACUUUCCUUGUCCCCCACCAUCCCCUAACUUGAAGGGAAGCAGAGAACUGUACGAACAUCCACCAGCAUUUCCAACUCGUCAAACAUGAGUCGACCGCUGAAUGGAAUCCAUGACAACGCCGUACACGAUGAAAGGACCUUCAUGUUCACGUCAGAAUCUGUGGGAGAGGGACAUCCUGAUAAAAUCUGUGACCAGAUCAGUGACGCUGUGCUGGAUGCCCAUCUUAAACAGGACCCUGAUGCUAAGGUUGCCUGUGAGACUGUCUGCAAGACUGGGAUGGUGCUGUUAUGUGGGGAGAUCACCUCUCGUGCCUUUGUUGAUUACCAGAAGGUGGUGAGAGACACAAUACAGUACAUUGGAUAUGACAAUUCCACUAAAGGCUUUGACUACAAGACCUGCAAUGUGCUGGUUGCCUUGGAGCAGCAGUCACCUGACAUUGCACAGGGAGUCCAUCUAGACAGACACGAAGAUGACAUUGGCGCCGGAGACCAGGGCCUGAUGUUCGGAUACGCUACCGAUGAGACAGAAGAGUGCAUGCCGCUAACCAUUAUCCUCGCUCACCAGCUCAACGCUAAGAUGGCCCAGCUCCGCCGUGACGGAACACUCCCAUGGCUCAGGCCUGACUCGAAGACCCAGGUGACAGUCCAGUACAGCCAGGAGAAUGGGAUCGUUGUCCCGACUCGUGUGCACACUAUCGUUAUCUCUGUGCAACACGAAGAAGAUGUGACGGUGGACGAAAUGCGAAGUGCCUUGAAGAAGCUGGUGGUUGAUGCCGUGGUGCCCAGCAAGUACCUGGAUGAUAAAACUGUGUAUCACCUCCAGCCCAGCGGGAGGUUUGUCAUUGGAGGACCCCAGGGUGAUGCUGGAGUCACUGGGCGGAAGAUCAUUGUGGACACGUACGGGGGAUGGGGAGCUCAUGGUGGUGGUGCCUUUUCGGGAAAGGACUACACAAAGGUUGACCGCUCAGCAGCCUACGCUGCUCGCUGGGUGGCCAAAUCCCUCGUGAAGGCUGGCCUUUGCAAACGUGUCUUGGUGCAGGUUGCCUAUGCCAUCGGAGUCGCUGAGCCACUGUCUAUCUCUGUUUUCUCGUAUGGAACCUCACAAAUAGGCGACAAAGCAUUGAUGGAAAUUGUGAAAAAGAACUUCGACCUUCGACCCGGAAUGAUUGUCAGGGACCUCAACUUGAAGAAACCAAUCUACCAAAAAACAGCUUGCUACGGCCAUUUUGGCAGGAGUGAAUUUCCUUGGGAAGUGGCCAAGAAGCUGAAUUACUAAUGUGUCCUGGCCUCGUAUCCCGAAACUGCCACUGCUGCUGCCCAUUGCAGUGACCUACAGUGCGGCACUUUGUCCUGAAAUUCUGUGAUAAAACUGGCUUCGGCCUGUCCGCAUCAAAUCCUUGUCUCCAGGAGGGACCAAAUCACAAUUUGUGGGGAGAAUUUAAUCAUCAGCAACAAUGCCACGUUGGGGAAGACUGGCCUCUGCUUUCCUGGGAGAAUUCCAUUAUUCUUUACAUUGCUGUCAUUUUACAGAAACAUAACCGGCUCCUUUUUCUGCCAUAGGGAAAGGCCAGCACCAGGGUUCCACCGUCUGUAUGCUAUCUUCACUUCACUACCUCCGAGCCUGGUGACGUGGGACAAAACCCAAAACUGAACCACAAGUGACCAAAAUGGUGGAUGCUCAUGCCUUGCUGUGAGUUAGUUUCCCCGAGGUGGAGUGUUGAGGUGAAUAGCUGCACCUGACUGCCAACGGCAUUUCAAUUCUGUUCUCCUUCAUCACCCCAUCUCACAUGACAAGGGGAAUGUUUCCCUCUAUUCUGCGCCCAUGAGCUGGAAUUACUGUAGGCUGGAAUUUGUCAUUUUCAGUUACCUGGACAUCCUCGGCAGUAUACCCACUUGGGUUAGUAAUCUUGGGAUCAAAUCUCGCCUCCUCUCCCCGCCUGACAGAACAUGUAAAGAAAACAUAACCUUUUUUAAAAGUUAUGUUUUAAAGUAGCAAUCAGUGACUUAAAAUGCAUAGGAACACGCAAAGUUGAAGCAAAGGGAGGACAUUCAGCCCCUCCAUCAUUCGGUGGAAUCUCGGCUGAAUAAUUGUGAGUUUAACUUUCCAGCGCGUCCCCAGUAUCCUGAACCUGGCCAGCUAUGUGUUAAAAAUAUUCAGUGAUCGUGCCUCCACUGUUCUCUGGGAAAGAAAAUUCCAAGGACUCGCACAUCUCCGGGAGGAAAAAAGAAUUCUUCCUCAUUUUAAUCCUAAAAAUGGAGACCCCCUGAUUUCAAAACACUGACACCCAACCCCCCACUCUUACCUUCACCUCAGUUCUAGCCUCUCCCACAAGGAGAAACAUGCUUUCAGAAUCAUCUCGAUAAUUCCUCUAUGCUUCAAUAAGAUCAGCUCUCAUUCCUCUAACUCCUGGUUACCUACAUGCUUUCUGACCACAGUCCUCACUCUACAGCUUAAACAACAUAUUUCAAGUGAACCAGUCAUACCUCCAUGAAAGCAGAUGGACAGCCCCUCUCUGUCUAACUGUGUGGAGUACAUGUUUCUUAAACUCAUCAUGAAUUACUCUGGUCUCUCUGGUUCUACACUUUGUUUUUUUUUCUCAAGUUUAACUUUUAACUGAUCACACAGUGGGGGAGAGAAAAAGCAGUCUCACUUUGAGACAGGCUGUUUUGCGAAUUUUCAGGUCAUGAAUUAUGCUGCAAAAACAGGACAAAUCAACUCCAGUUUUGGUGUUUUGUUCCCUUGCAGUGUCAGUCUUGGAUCAGAGCUAACACUCCCUCACUGCUUAAUUGCAGGGCUAGGGCUCACUCCAGAGGCUUGAGCAUAUCAUCCAUUCAGUAGUGAGGGAGAGGCAAUAUCCUUUGACCUUUAACACCAGACCCUGUCUGGUCACUGAGGUGGGCAUCAAAAGACCACAUGGCAGAACUCAGAGAGCAGUUGGGGUGCUUUUUGGUGUUCCAACCAAUAUUUUUCCCUCAACCAAUAUUGUAAUUUUGGUCAUUAUCUCAUUGCUAUUUGUAAUUGCUGCAUUUCCUAUAUUACACAUUCAAAAUUGGUUGGGACAAAACAUGUUGGGACAUCCUAUGGACAUAAAUAGGACAAAGAAAAACAAUCUCUUUCUUAUUAUCUUAAUCUACAAAGAAAAUACAACCUGUUGCUUUGUGAUUUUCCCAUUCUUCUUAUUUUGUUCAUUAUUUAAUGUUAAUUUAUAUUCAGGCUGAAUCUAAUUCAUCUUCUAAUGCCUCUAAUCCCCUAACAAUUUCCUUUUGCCUGUUUCCAUUUUGGUGUGUUUACCAUUUUAAAAAAAAAGAAUUUUGAUUUAUUUCUGAACUGAUAUUGAUAGUGCAAAGGAGAAACAGUAGUCUGUUAUAUUGCAGCAGUGGCUAAAUCAGUCUGUGAUUUAAUUCAAAGCUCCAAAGUCAUUCAAAGCAUUUGAAAAUUAAGUUUUGUAUCAAUGUGCCUGGUACCCAGAUGUGUGGUGCUGUGAAAUGCUUGAGGGAUUUGACUGCGGGGGAGCUGUGCACCCCAUAGAAUUUUCCAAAUAAAUGGACAGAAAACUCA
Molecule: messenger RNA, 3805 nt
Organism: Stegostoma tigrinum
Lineage: Eukaryota; Metazoa; Chordata; Chondrichthyes; Orectolobiformes; Stegostomatidae
Product: S-adenosylmethionine synthase-like
Exons: 9
Coding region: 332-1522 (396 amino acids)
Biological process (GO): S-adenosylmethionine biosynthetic process
Cellular component (GO): cytosol
Molecular function (GO): ATP binding; methionine adenosyltransferase activity
Source: RefSeq, a predicted model, not a curated record